CCUAAAAAAUAAAAAAGAAAAAGGCCUGCGCUUUGACGAGUUCUUUCUGUUCACAUACUUGGUACUCUGGAGGAAUUCAUGGCAAUGACAGCUAUGCUGUACCAUGCGUUUUUCUUGGGCUUUGAAUAUCAUCCUUGGCACUGGGAGUUAUUUCAGCGGUCAACAAGGUUACCUGUCUUGUUGCUUCAAUUCUCAGCUGCAAUCUGCAUGUGAAGAACGAGUAGUCAGUAGAUAGUAAAGUGGUUGAUGGUUGAACUGGAAAGGAAAGAGGAAGGUUAGGGGUGUGGAAAGGAGUGGACAAUGGCGUCAGCUUCUUGUGCCAGAAGUCCAUGGCCCAUGAAAGAAGCAUCCUCUAACUAUCAUCCUUAUCCUCUACCUCUUGCGAAAUAUGAUGAUGUUGCAGCCAGUCCUAAGCUCUUCAUGGAUACUUUGGAGACGCUCCAUGCUUCCAUUGGGACUAAGUUCAUGAUUCCUAUCAUUGGAGGUAAAGACCUUGACUUGCAUCGACUUUUUGUGGAGGUAACUUCUCGUGGAGGUAUUGAAAGGGUUAUUAGGGAGAGAAGAUGGAAAGAAGUAACUGCUGUUUUCAACUUUCCUUGCACAGCUACUAAUGCUUCUUUUGUGCUGCGCAAGUACUAUUUUUCAUUACUUCAUCACUAUGAACAAAUAUAUUUUUUCAAGGCUCGGGGAUGGGUCCCUAUAUCUUCCGAUUCUUUGACGAGCCCAACCUUAACUGCAGUUCCAAUUCAAAGAACAGAGUCUUUGCAGCCAACACCAGAAAUCCAAGCAGCUCUGCUCCAGCCACAAAGGAUAAAUACUGCAGAAUUGGAUGGAGCAAAGGCAGCAUCAACGACUGAGUCUUCUAUCAGUGUGAUAGGGGUCAUCGAUGGGAAAUUUGAAAAUGGGUACCUUGUUACUGUCACAACAGGCUCAGAGAAGCUAAAGGGUGUGCUAUAUCUGGCUCCACAGGACGCAUUACAGGAAUUGCCACAGAACUAUGGUGUCUUUGCCAGCAGAAAUGACAGAGGCUCUCCUGUACCGGCUCGCCGGCGCAGGAAGAAAUCCGAGAUAAAAAGGAGGGAUCCGGCUCAUCCAAAACCAAACAGAAGUGGGUAUAAUUUCUUCUUUGCAGAGCAGCAUGCAAGACUGAAACCACUGCAUCCAGGGAAGGACAGGGAGAUCAGUAGAAUGAUCGGUGAACUGUGGAACAAGUUAGAAGAGUCUGAAAAAGGAGUUUAUCAGGAGAAAGCUGUCAGAGAUAAAGAAAGAUACAGAGCGGAGAUGGAGGAUUACAGGGAGAGAUUAAGGAGUGAUCAGGUUAUCAGUGAUGCAGUGCCACUACAACAGCGGCUUCCACCCUACAAGAUGUGAACACUGAAUACAGUGGAUGUGGACGGGAAGAUUGAAGAGGGUGAGGGAGAAUAUGCUACGCCAAAUCUCAAAAAGAACAGAAAAUUUGAGGGUGGAUGGGCUUGAUUUUGUGGCAUGCACACUUUGUACAAAAGUAAAAUAGCCACCCACGUGGUGUACCUCUUUGCUACUUGCAUGCAUGUGGCAUGGCAAGAGGCAAUUGCUUGUGGCUUAGGAUUUUCUUGCAAAUUUCUAAACUAUGAGCAAAUUUUGAGAUAGAUUUUUGUAGAGUUUCGUUAAAGUUGUGGGGUUUCUCUGAAAUAUAUUUAAAUUAAAAAGGUUUCGAGAUA
Molecule: messenger RNA, 1700 nt
Organism: Juglans regia (Persian walnut)
Lineage: Eukaryota; Viridiplantae; Streptophyta; Magnoliopsida; Fagales; Juglandaceae
Product: high mobility group B protein 15-like
Exons: 7
Coding region: 301-1371 (356 amino acids)
Molecular function (GO): DNA binding
Source: RefSeq, a predicted model, not a curated record